AAAAUUCAUAAAACUGUUGAGUCAACCAAGCCAAAUACUUUCCCAACCGUCUAACUUAACAAACUUCACAAUGGCUGCCACGACAACACCAUUAACCACCAGUCUCCAAGUUGAAUCCAUCGUUUUUCCGUCGUCUGUCAAACCUCCCGGCUCGACCAAAUCUUUGUUCCUCGGUGGUGCUGGUGUGAGAGGUAUGGAAAUCCAAGGGAACUUUGUGAAGUUUACGGGAAUUGGUGUGUAUUUAGAGGAUAAAGCCAUUCCGUUACUCGCUGCUAAGUGGAAGGGCAAAACAUCUACUGAGUUGCUGGAUUCUGUUGAAUUCUUCCGGGAUAUUGUUACAGGCCCCUUUGAAAAAUUUACUCAGGUGACAAUGAUACUUCCAUUAACUGGUAAGCAAUACUCUGAGAAGGUAUCGGAAAUGUGUGUCGGAGUUUGGAAAGCUCAUGGGGUCUAUACAGACGCAGAUGGCACAACCAUUGAAAAGUUUCUUGAGGUUUUCAAGGAUGAAAACUUCCUGCCAGGCUCAUCUAUUCUCUUUACAACUUCGCCUCAUGGAUCACUGACGAUCAGCUUCUCGAAAGAUAGUACCAUCCCUGAAGCUGCGAAUGUAGUAUUAGAGAAUGAAAAAUUAUCACAAGCAGUGAUCGAGUCAGUGAUUGGGAAGAAUGGUGUUUCCCCAGCAACCAAACAAAGCUUGGCAUCAAGACUCUCUGAUCUCAUGAAAAAGUUUGAUGAGGAAUUAAGUGCAAGUGUGGAAGUGGUUUGUAAAUAGUUAAAUAAGGAUGUCAAAGAGGCAUGAACAUAAUGCAGUAUUAUCUGCAUAUGUGAUUAUGUGCUCUGCUAAAGCUUCUAAUAAGAUGUAACAUUUAACACAAGAACGUCUACAAUUUAAUUUACACGAUUUUUAUCAUUGUCCGACA
Erigeron canadensis is the source of this 920-nucleotide messenger RNA. RefSeq names its product chalcone--flavanone isomerase. Lineage: Eukaryota; Viridiplantae; Streptophyta; Magnoliopsida; Asterales; Asteraceae. Gene Ontology annotation, molecular function: chalcone isomerase activity. The record is from RefSeq and is a predicted model, not a curated record. The transcript has 4 exons. Gene Ontology annotation, biological process: flavonoid biosynthetic process. The coding region runs from base 71 to 772 and encodes 233 amino acids.